AAAGAAAGAGAAACACAUAAUAUCAUUUCCUUCUUUCGUCUCCAUCAACCUCUCUAAUUUCUUGAUCUACCAAAACCCUCCGCCAUUAAUUUCGCUCGCCAUGCCUAUUCUUCUUAACAUCACAGACCUCCACAUCCCUUACUACACCCACGACUACUACGAUAUCACUAUCGACGACGAUGAAAUCCUCACUCUCCGCACUGCCUCCAUCGACGUGGUCAACUUUUGGGUCGCCACCAUCCUUGAAGUCAAUAACCGCCGCAUCCGCCCUCUCAUCGUCGGUCUCGACAUCGAGUGGCGUCCUUACUUUGGCCCUAAACCCAACCCCGUCGCCACUUUACAGCUCUGCGUUGGCCACCGCUGCCUCAUCUUCCAACUCCUCUACUGCCCGGCUGCCCCUCAGGCUUUGGUCAAUUUCUUGUUCGACUCAUCCUGCACUUUCGUCGGCGUCGGAAUCCACCAGGACGUUCAAAAGCUUUACCAUGAGUACGGUCUGACUGUCUCCAACGUUGUGGAUCUUAGGGAUUUGGCUGUUAAUAAGUUGGGGAGAACUUACCUGAGGUAUGCCGGACUGAAGAGUCUGUGGAGGGAGGUUCUUGGAAGGGAGAUUGAGAAGCCGAAAUAUAUAACUCUGAGUAACUGGGAUUCUGUAUGGCUGAAUUAUGCUCAGAUACUCUAUGCUACUAUUGAUGCAUUUAUUUCGUUUGAAAUUGGAAGGAGUCUCAUGAAUCUUUGAAUCUUGAAUCUUGAAUCUUGAAUCUUGAAAGGAGUAGAUUCUUGUUAGGUGUUUUGAUGAUGAAAUCAGGGUUUGGGAUACUUUUGCCAUUCUUUUCAUGGCUGUUUGUGUUCUGUAUUUUGAUUGAUUCAGUUUAUGAUAGUUUGUUUGUUUGAGCUGCU
Messenger RNA from Cucumis sativus (cucumber), 897 nucleotides. RefSeq names its product Werner Syndrome-like exonuclease. Bases 101 to 736 code for a protein of 211 amino acids. Gene Ontology annotation, molecular function: nucleic acid binding; 3'-5' exonuclease activity. The record is from RefSeq and is a predicted model, not a curated record. Gene Ontology annotation, cellular component: nucleus; cytoplasm. NCBI's taxonomy places the organism in Eukaryota, Viridiplantae, Streptophyta, Magnoliopsida, Cucurbitales, Cucurbitaceae. The transcript has a single exon. Gene Ontology annotation, biological process: nucleobase-containing compound metabolic process.